Messenger RNA from Girardinichthys multiradiatus, 3642 nucleotides. RefSeq names its product ubiquitin carboxyl-terminal hydrolase 22. Gene Ontology annotation, biological process: protein deubiquitination. The transcript has 14 exons. The record is from RefSeq and is a predicted model, not a curated record. Bases 342 to 1910 code for a protein of 522 amino acids. Gene Ontology annotation, molecular function: zinc ion binding; cysteine-type deubiquitinase activity. Lineage: Eukaryota; Metazoa; Chordata; Actinopteri; Cyprinodontiformes; Goodeidae.
GGGCAUUGUAAAGCUAUAGUUGAGAGUUAGCAGGCUAACUAAUCGUGAGUGUGGAAGUCGAGCUAAAAAGGAAAACACAACUGUCAAAUGAGCAAGGAUAAUAGGGGUCUCAGAGGACUCGGGAUUCUGUUAGGUGGCUACAUGAACCGAUUUAGAGUUAGCUGAAAACGACCGAGUUUAUCAGAUGCCUGAGGAGCAUUUUGGAUACUACGGCGAUUGUCCCGUUUCCAAACGGAAACCGUUUCUGGACACAGACUAGGUGCUAGGUAGCCUAGCUGAGUGAAGAACCCAGGAGACUCUUCAUUGUCACCUCAAACUCCAUCCUGAAUGUUUUGUCUGUCAUGAGUCCGGCCGGGUGCUCCCAUGUGAACGGUUAUAAGGUGGAUAAUUGGAAACAAAACCUCCGAGUCAUUUACCAAUGCUUUGUUUGGAGUGGAACUGCUGAGACCAGGAGACGCAAGGUGCUUCAGAGCGAUGCAGGAUGGACAUAUCUGGCCAAGUCGUGCAUCUGUCACAUGUGUGGCGCCCACUUGAACCGACUCCACUCUUGUCUCUACUGCGUCUUUUUCGGCUGUUUUACAAAGAAACACAUUCACGAACACGCAAAAAACAAAAGACACAAUCUAGCAAUAGACUUAUUAUAUGGUGGAAUAUACUGUUUUGUGUGUCAAGACUAUAUAUACGACAAAGACAUGGAACAGAUUGCCAAAGAGGAACAGAGGAAAGCCUGGAAAUUGCAAGGCAUUGGGGAGAAAUACACGACGUGGGAGCCGACCAAGAGAGAGUUAGAGUUAUUAAGACACAAUCCAAAGCGAAGGAAAAUCACUACAAACUGUACCAUAGGUUUACGAGGGCUAAUAAACCUGGGCAACACAUGUUUCAUGAACUGUAUCGUCCAGGCUCUGACACACACACCGCUGCUGCGAGACUUUUUUCUCUCCGACAGACACAAGUGCGAGAUGCAAUCAAACUCUUGCCUGGUGUGUGAAAUGUCGCAGCUUUUUCAGGAGUUCUACUCGGGCCACCGUUCGCCCCACAUUCCCUUCCGGCUGCUGCACCUGGUGUGGACUCAUGCACGUCACCUCGCGGGAUACGAGCAGCAGGAUGCCCACGAGUUCCUUAUUGCAGCAUUGGAUGUUUUACAUCGGCACUGCAAAGGAGACAUGAUAAGAGAUGACAACGGAAAGAAGGCCAACAAUCCAAAUCACUGUAACUGUAUCAUUGACCAAAUCUUCACGGGGGGCCUGCAAUCUGAUGUUACCUGUCAGGUUUGCCAUGGAGUUUCAACAACGAUAGAUCCAUUUUGGGACAUCAGUCUGGAUUUGCCAGGCUCAUCCACGCCUUUCUGGGCUCUUAGCCCCGGAGGGGACGGCAGCACAGUCAACGGCGAGAGCCACCUGUCAGGAUCCACCACACUCACAGACUGCCUACGCAGGUUCACGCGGCCUGAGCAUCUUGGAAGUAGUGCCAAAAUCAAGUGUGGUGGUUGCCAUAGUUACCAGGAGUCCACCAAACAGCUGACAAUGAAAAAGCUCCCUAUUGUAGCGUGUUUUCAUCUCAAACGGUUUGAGCACUCUGCUAAAUUGCGGAGGAAGAUUACUACAUAUGUUUCCUUCCCUUUAGAGUUGGACAUGACGCCCUUUAUGGCAUCCAGUAAAGAGAGCAGAAUGAAUGGGCAGUAUCAACAGUCAAUUGACGUAUUAAACAACGACAAUAAGUAUUCCUUGUUUUCAGUGGUCAACCACCAAGGCACAUUAGAGAGUGGCCACUACACUAGCUUCAUCCGUCAACACAAAGACCAGUGGUUCAAAUGCGACGAUGCCAUAAUCACCAAGGCCAGCAUUAAGGAUGUACUUGAUAGCGAGGGGUAUCUCCUAUUUUAUCAUAAACAGUUCCUUGAGUAUGAAUAGCUUCUGUGACCACUGAUCAUGAAGAACCAAUGCUUCAAAGGGGAGAGAGCGAAGAGACAAGGGGUUGGGUUGAAACGCAAACACACAAACCUACCUGAAACCUUCUAACUACCAGUCAGGUCCUUCACUGAGAGGGUUUAAAAAAGACAUGAUAAAUCAUGAAAAUAAAAAAAUUAAAAAAGCACUGAGCUACUACUUGGCAUCUACUUGAUAACUGAAUGAAAAGGAUCGCUGGUGGAAGAGUCGGGCAUUGCCUGUUCUGAUGCGGGCACAGGGAAGAGGCCCUAGAUCCCUCAGUCUCUGUUCCCCUUCCUGCUGCAGGGAUAGUGUGAUACUGGGCACACCUGGGAUUUUCUUACAGUAUUCUGACCCCUGCUCCCCCCUCCAUUUCUCUCCCAUGGUGCUCUCAUUUGAACUGACCAAGCAUUUAACUUGCUCAUAAUGAGGACAGUAUGUUGUCAUAUAUGCAUAUGGGACUGAAUGCGAAAAAAAAAAAAGUCAUUUACAAACCAGUGUAUUGCAACCUUUGUAAGGAUCCAUUUGAAGGUUUGGUUAUGAUGCUUAUCAUUUGUGACUUUAGCUUUUAAAUACUGUAAGAAUCCUAGUAUCCAUCUAUUUUUUAAGAGCAGAGAAAACAUGGGAGAUCUUAGAAACGCUGCCUUUGCCAGUCGCUGGAGAAGCGCUGCCAUGGAAACUAAACAGAUCUAGACUUGAGUGUUCUCAUGUUCAUUUAUUUACUGUGUUGAUUUUGUUUUCAUUAUAAAGUCUGGUUGAGGGCAGGGAAUAACUAUUUUUUUAGCAACUCGUUAAAUUUGUAGUUUUUGUUAACCUUUGUUUUCAGUGUAAUUUUUUUCUACUUUUUCAGUAUAGUCACAUGUUCCUUGCUGUUCUGGUAUCUGAAAUGUUUUUUUUGGACGUAUUAUGCUUUCAUUCUCGUGGAAUUGUGGGUAUAAUGAUGGCAUUGAUUUAUCGGCUCAACUUUGUGAUGUUUAAACAUGCUAAAUCAGAACGUUCAUGUGGCAUUCGGAAAGCGAUUUUGAUAUGCGAUAUCUUUAAAUCUGAACCUUUUGUGCAAAACAAAAAAAAAAAAACUAAUUAACACCACACUGCAUGCAACCAGGCAUUUUGUGAUCAUGUGUGAAUAAUUGCCGUGGAUUGCGGCUCAGAGAUUGCUCCUGAACAAUAAUGAACGGAAUGGUCCAAGAUAAGAUGCGCACAUAAAUGGGCACAACUUGACCACAGCCUGGCCUUUAAAUCAUCAGUGUUGAACUUCUUUGUUUCUACCGUGGCUGGUGGAGACCACUGUUUGUCACGUCGUUUCCCUCUGUAGAUCAGUAAAAGACAUGAUUCUGUCAGACUCGGGAUAAUGCACAUAAUCCAUGUCAGGGUAACUGAAAGUGUUUGUAUAAAAUGUACAAAAUUUAAAAUAUUGCCUCGUGGAAAAAAUAAAAAAUGAGGGCACUUACCUGAGUUGUAAAAAGAAAAAGAUUCCUAAUUGUUUUUCUGCUAUGUAAUUAAAAUCAAACCUGCAUAUCUUUUUUGGCAAGUGGAAUAUAAUGGAUUUAUGAAAAGUAAAGUUCAACACGUCAUGUGUAAUGGUCACAGUGGUUUUGAUGCAUUGUGGUGCAGUUUCAGGCCAUCCGAAGGCAUUCAGGGAAACAGCUGAAACAAAAAGAGGAGAGAACUUCAUUGUGUGUUUCAGUGAUUAAACUCAGAACAAAACUGGAAUGUU